AUGCGUCUUCCUCUUGCAUCAACCUUUCGUCGCCCCAUCGCCAUGGCUGUCCGUGCAGCAAGCCGACCAGUCGAAUGUAGGGCCUUUCACAAAGCCAAGGCAGACUUGACGAGUCUCGACAAAAACGGGCUGCCCAGCACGGAGCGGAUCGAUAUCUUUAUCGGAGACCCUGGCGAGAGCUACAUCAUCUUUGACAAAUCUGUCGGCGCUACCAUGGCCGCUGCCGUCAGACCACAGGCCAGUCCGAGUCUUGAGCAGGUGCCGCUGACCUUUUUCCAUGAGAUUGGUUCGAUAAAUCACCACCUUCAGCCCGUCAACGCCAGGGGUGCCGAAAACCCACUGGCCCAGCCUACCACUUUUGCUUCCUACAACAAACAGACAAAUCCCAUCUCGCUCCAACCCGCCAACGCCAUUCACGGCCGCAUCAUGCCGGCCGCCAACUACCGCUUCCUCACCGCCGCGCAGGUGAACCGGCUGCACGCGCGGCACAUUGCGCGCGCGCCGCCGACGCAGCCGGCCAUGCUCGGCUCGGCCGUCCACUCGCCGCUCGACCACCACCGCUACGGCCAGACGGACCUGUUCCAGCUCGCCGGCGUUCUGUCCGAGAAGCUGAUCCUCAACCACCCGUACCAGGACGGCAACAAGCGCACGGCGCUGUUUGCGACCGACAUGUUUCUCCGCCGCAACGGCUACCAGCUGCAGUCGGCGGCGGGCGGCGACGACAACAAGGCGCUGGCGGACGCGCACGUCUGCGUCGCGACGAGGGAGUGGACGUCGGAAGAUGUAGGGAGGCACCAUGCUAGCAUAGCGAAGCCGGUGCCAUGCUCCUGGAUUGAUGAGACGAGUCGGCAUCCACCCGGUGAGAAUACCGGCGGUGGCACUAACGGAGGCUAA
Messenger RNA from Cordyceps militaris CM01, 894 nucleotides. Its product is annotated as DOC family protein. Gene Ontology annotation, molecular function: kinase activity. Bases 1 to 894 code for a protein of 297 amino acids. Lineage: Eukaryota; Fungi; Ascomycota; Sordariomycetes; Hypocreales; Cordycipitaceae. The transcript is spliced from 2 exons. The record is from RefSeq and is a predicted model, not a curated record.